AUGCGUCCCCUUUUCUGGCUUGCUGCCAUUGGGGCAGUGGUGUCAGCAUUGCCUAGCCAGCGUGCCGCAGAUGACGCCGGAAGUAUUAUUGUGAAGAGGGCAGACGAGAAUGUCCAAUUCGUUGAUGCUACUGGAGGUACUGAAACGCAAAUCGCUCGACCCCCUUCAAAGGAAGACGAGUACAACGUGCUCGAUGACAAUGGAGGGGUCGACGCAUGCCCAGCCCCCUCAGUCGGCAAGCGCCAGACAACCCCAAGGCCAUCUCAAACUCCAGAGAAUAUCGAAAAUACGUUGAGGGAGUUGCAACGCCGUUUACUUCUGCAGCAGACCGUGGGCCGUCGGAGAUAUCCUCAUGUGUUUAACAACUACGAGCAACUUCCGUUUCCAGGGUUUGAAAACACCCGGCUCUACGAGUUCCCCCUUCUGCCAUCAACCGAACCGAUCUAUAAUGGAGGCAGCCCAGGGCCUACUCGAAUAGUUGGUGCACUCGCCAGCGAUGGUACCAUACAGUUGGCCGGGUUUAUCAGACACCCCCCCGGAAACCGUGGAGGGUUCGAACUGUGCCCUGACUCCGCUGCAGUUACUUCUAGUACCACCACCACCACCACUAUCGCCCCGGUUGUUGAUGAUGAAGUGUGUACGGCGGUCCCCCAUACGCAUGAUGAAAACAGACGGUCUAUAAAAACAGAGUCUAAUCUAACCCGACGAGAUGUUUCGGACAUCCUACGUAAACUCUGUCGUUCGAGGCAACGCAUUGAAGCAGGCGCUCAGACUGGAACUAAUGGAGAGGUCUGGUUUUUCAGGGGCGAUGAAUACGUCCGCUACUCGACGAAUGAUGAAAGCAUUCAUUUCCGAAAGAAGAUUUCGGAAGGCUGGCCGGGAUUGAAGGACACUCCAUUCAGCAAAGACAUCGAUGCAGCUGUGAAGACUGGAACCUCGGACGAAUACUGGCUCUUCAAAGGAGACGAGUAUGUUCGGUACUCCAACAGCGAUGAAAGCAUUCAUUUCCGAAAGAAGAUUGUUGAAGGUUGGCCGGGAUUGAAAGGCACGCCAUUCGUCAAAGGCAUUGAUGCAGUGAUAAGAAGCGAAACGAGUGGGGAAAUAUGGUUCUUCAAAGGGGACGAGUAUGUACGCUACUCGACAGAUGAUGAAAGCAUUCAUUUCCGAAAGAAGAUUGUCGAAGGAUGGCCAGGAUUGAAGGACACUCCGUUUGUCCGUGAUAUCGACGCAGCAGUCAAGACUGGAACCAGUGAGGAAUAUUGGUUUUUCAAGGGGAAUGAGUAUGUCCGGUAUUCGACCGACGAUGAACGGAUUCAUUUUCGAAAGACGAUAGCAGCAGGGUGGCCAGGAUUGAAGGAUACUCCCUUCAGCAGGCGGCACCUAAUUACCGAGCCAUGA
Messenger RNA from Aspergillus tanneri, 1398 nucleotides. RefSeq lists its product as uncharacterized. Gene Ontology annotation, molecular function: RNA binding; RNA nuclease activity. The transcript is spliced from 3 exons. Bases 1 to 1398 code for a protein of 465 amino acids. The record is from RefSeq and is a predicted model, not a curated record. Lineage: Eukaryota; Fungi; Ascomycota; Eurotiomycetes; Eurotiales; Aspergillaceae.